Otolemur garnettii (small-eared galago) is the source of this 2341-nucleotide messenger RNA. It is a transcript of the gene PLEK, whose product is annotated as pleckstrin. The record is from RefSeq and is a predicted model, not a curated record. Gene Ontology annotation, cellular component: plasma membrane. Lineage: Eukaryota; Metazoa; Chordata; Mammalia; Primates; Galagidae. Gene Ontology annotation, biological process: intracellular signal transduction; actin cytoskeleton organization. The transcript has 9 exons. Bases 184 to 1236 code for a protein of 350 amino acids.
UGAUCAUGCACCCCAGUGAGGGGAAGAGGAUGUGAUCAUGAGAUCACAGCAGAGGGGAAAUUGUGAAAGAGACCCACUGUAGAAAAGGCAGCCCACAAGCACCCCGGCUCUCAGAGGAGGCUAAGCGGCUGAGCGGCUGAGACGACUUGUCUGAGAGUGGACCUGUCUGUCUGUCCAUCCGACAUGGAACCAAAGAAGAUCAGGGAAGGCUACCUUGUGAAGAGGGGGAGCGUGUUCAACACCUGGAAACCCAUGUGGGUUGUACUGUUAGAAGAUGGGAUUGAAUUCUAUAAGAAAAAAAGUGACAACAGCCCCAAAGGCAUGAUUCCCCUGAAAGGAAGCACUCUGACCUGCCCUUGUCAGGACUUUGGCAAAAGGAUGUUUGUGUUUAAGAUCACCACGACCAAACAGCAGGACCACUUCUUCCAGGCAGCCUUCCUGGAGGAGAGAGAUGCCUGGAAUCGGGACAUUAAGAAGGCCAUUAAAUGCAUUGAAGGAGGUCAGAAGUUUUCGAGGAAAUCCACCAGGAGGUCCAUUCGACUGCCAGAAACCAUUGACUUAGGUGCCUUGUAUUUGUCCAUGAAAGACAUUGAAAAGGGAGUAAAAGAACUGAACCUAGAGAAGGACAAGAAGAUUUUUAAUCACUGCUUCACAGGUAGCUGUGUCAUCGACUGGCUGGUGUCUAACAAGUCUGUCCGGAAUCGUCAGGAAGGCCUCAUGAUUGCCUCCUCGCUGCUCAAUGAGGGGUAUCUGCAGCCUGCUGGAGACAUGGCCAAGAACGCACUGGAUGGGACUGCUGAAAACCCUUUCCUGGACAACCCUGACGCCUUCUACUACUUUCCAGACAGCGGGUUCUUCUGUGAAGAGAAUUCCAGUGAUGACGACGUGAUUCUGAAGGAAGAAUUCAGAGGGGUCAUUAUCAAGCAGGGAUGUUUACUGAAGCAGGGGCAUAGGAGGAAAAACUGGAAAGUGAGGAAGUUCAUUCUGAGAGAAGACCCCGCCUACCUGCACUACUACGACCCUGCAGGGGGGGAAGACCCCCUGGGAGCAAUUCACUUGAGAGGCUGUGUGGUGACGUCAGUGGAGAGCAACUCUGAUGGCAGGAAGAGUGAGGAGGAGAACCUGUUUGAGAUUAUCACGGCAGAUGAAGUGCAUUACUUCUUGCAAGCAGCCACCCCCAAGGAGCGCACAGAGUGGAUCAAAGCCAUCCAGGUGGCCUCCCGGACUGGGAAGUGAAGGCACACCUACAUCCCGCAGCUCCUCCUGAGGGAAGUCCAUGGAUAAGCUCAGUCCACAACCUGCCUGUGUCUGUGACAAGUCAACAGGAAGGGCCCAGGGUGGGAAGUUUUCCUCUGCACCAGAUUCUGCCUGUCAUUAAACACACAGCACAAGGCCCCCUGCACACGUUGCUCACUGCAGCCUCCCCGGCCCUCCCUGCAGCCUCCAAGCAGAUAGAACAAGUUGCGUGGCCCCUGUAGGCUGCUUACCCUCUGCAGGAAAUGGAAAAUGAAGGAAUUAAACUAGGAAAUCCCUGAGGCCCUCCUUAGCUUAAAAAAAUACCCCGUUCUAAGUCUAAUUCUAAUACUCAAGAAAAGUGAAAGCUGUAGCUAUUCUGCUGCCUCAUUGGCUAAGCCUUGGCCUUUAGCUGUCUUCAAAUGAGCCAGAACCUGAGACAGUUCUUCCCUUUGAAACUAUUGUACUCGCUGCAAACUUGUUUGUUCUCUUUAGCUGUCUUCUGCUUGCCUUUGGCCUUGAGAUCAUGUAACAAAAUGAAGGCAUACCCUGAUCUUCCUCAUCCUACUCAGAAACUUCCUGAGAGCAGUGGUGGCUUUCAGGGUUAUGCCUUCUGGGAAAAAGACCCGAGAAAGCCAAGAGUAGUUGAGGGUCUUUUCUAUGCCCCCAAGCCUCCCAGAGCAGGAAUCUGUACUCUGACUCAAGCUGAUCUGAGAGGGGUCUCCCUUUGUUCCUUUCUAAAACAUUUCGCUACUCUUCAUUAUAAUCAGGAGAGGAGACCCUAAAUCUAUGAGGAUCUGUUUUAUUUGAGAUUUACAGAAAAAUUGUGAACAGAGGUUCCCUCCAUGGGUGGGGACCUGGGCAGCUCCCUGGCUGAUGUGUACCCCAACCCCAGUUGUAGAGGGUGUAGGCCCAGCUCAUCCAGAGAUAGCGCUGAAAGGACUCAGAUCUGCACAGAGCUUCUGGCACUGGCACCUUCAGCUCUCCAGCUUAUGAGUUGGUGGUUGUGCCCAAGCUUUAAGCAUAGGCAGUAGCAGCUCCUGCUUAGGUUAUAAGGGACCUAGGUUGAAACUGGGAAUUUGUUUACAAUUUUAUUUUUUGAGGGGGG